AUGUCGUCGGAGAAGGAGCCGAGGAACAACGAAACCGUUCUGGUGGUGGAUGACCAGGAUUCGACCGAGAGCUUGAGCAAAGCCCAAGCCAGUCGGCUUCUGCUCAAGACCGACCUGGUUGUGAUGCCUCUGGCAAUCCUUAGCAUGACUCUAGCUUUCCUCGAUAAGAACGCGCUUGGAUACGCUGCCGUGUUCGGCCUGAGAGAAGACAACAACUUGGUGGGCCAGCAGUACAGUUGGCUCAGCAGCAUCUUCUACUUCGGCUACCUGGCCAUGGAGUUUCCCAACCUGUGGCUGAUGACCAAGCUUCCCAUUGGGAAAUAUGUCGGAGUUUGCCUGGUUCUUUGGGGAGCGUCGCUUUGCUUCAUGGCCUCGUGCCACAACUUUGCCGGCCUGGCGACGAUCCGGUUCUUACUCGGCGUAUUUGAGGCUGCCCUGCUGCCCUGCAUGAUGAUCGUCAACUCCAUGUGGUAUCGAAAGGAGGAGCAGCCUCUGAGAACCGCAUUCUGGUACAACACCUUUGCUGAACGUUUGUUGACUGGUAUUCAGUACAUCUUCAUCAUCUAUGGCGCAGUUACGGUGCUCGCUGGAGGUCUUGUAUUCUUUGCCUUGCCCGAUUCGCCCUCCAAGGCUUGGUUCUUUAACGAAACUGAGAAGAAGCUCGCUCUCGUCCGUCUUGCCGAGAACCAGACAGGCAUCGACUCUCACAAGGUAAGUCUUUCCCCCAGGGCUGUCGCUUCUUCCCUCUUUUGGAAAAAGGCUUUACAUGCCGUCGAGGAGCCCCUGACUAACGCUCCGCCACAGACCUUUAGCGCAAAGCAGAUUCUGGAGACGCUGCGCGAUCCAAAGUGCUACUGCAUCUGGGCCUGCGCAUUCGGCUACGCCAUCGCCAACGCAGGCGUCACAAACUUCAACCCCCUGAUCAUCGCCGGCUACGGCUUCAGCAGGACGAAGACGGUCCUCAUGGCCACGCCCCAGGCGGCCGUCGCCAUGGUCAGCGGCGCCAUACUGACGGCCAUCACCUUCUGGGUGCCCAACGUGCGUUGCAUCUUCUGGAUCUUCUCGUCCCUGGUCGGCAUGGCCGGUGCCGUCAUGGUGCACUCGCUCGACGCCGCGACCCAGCGGAACGCGUCCCUGGCCGGCGUCUACCUCAUGGGCUUCUACAAUGUGCCCUGGGUGUUCAUGCUGAGCCUGUCGUCCUCAAACACGGCCGGAGCCACGAAGAAAAGUUUCAUGGGCAUCUCGAUUGCCGUUGUCUAUGCGGUUGGCAACAUUGUUGGCCCCCAGUUCUACCUGCAGCGGCAGGCUCCCCACUACCCUCUCGGCAUCGGAAGCAUGCUGUGCGCUUUUGCACUGAUGGCCUUUGCGGGAAUCUCGUACUACUUUUUGUGCAUCGCAGAGAACAAGAGGCGUGACUCGAAGUACGGCAAGCCGCAGGAUGAUCUCCAGAUUGGACUGGAGGCGGACAGGACGGACAGCACCGAUCUCGAGAACCACAACUUUAGGUACACCUACUGA
Messenger RNA from Verticillium dahliae VdLs.17, 1518 nucleotides. RefSeq names its product allantoate permease. Bases 1 to 1518 code for a protein of 505 amino acids. Gene Ontology annotation, cellular component: plasma membrane. The record is from RefSeq and is a predicted model, not a curated record. Gene Ontology annotation, biological process: tripeptide transport; transmembrane transport; allantoate transport. NCBI's taxonomy places the organism in Eukaryota, Fungi, Ascomycota, Sordariomycetes, Glomerellales, Plectosphaerellaceae. The transcript has 4 exons. Gene Ontology annotation, molecular function: allantoate transmembrane transporter activity; dipeptide transmembrane transporter activity.